AUGCUGGCGAAAUUCUUCGGCAUGCGAAUGGACCGGCACUGCAUCCACGGAAAGCACAAUGAACCCGGCCUACAGAAACAGCUGGAGAAGUUGGAGGCCUUCAAAAGAGAUCAUAUGGGGGGCCUCGGGGAAGCCAUGAAGGAGACUUUUGCAGAAAGCACGGUGAAAGAGCGCCGGCAGCAAGAGCUGCUGAACCUCGAUAUCCGCCGAACCCUGUGGACUGAGAAGGAAAUGGACAAGGCCAUCCAGAGCAUCAAAGACGGCAUGGAAAAAUGGGAGCAAGACAAGGAGAAAGAGGCGAAGACACAGGCGUGCCCCAGCUACCAUGUCGGGGACAGAUACAGAGGCUUAACAAAAGUGACGGACGAGGCCGCCGACUUUGAUGGGAAGCUGAUCACCAAACUGCAGAAGUUCAAGCAGGAUCAAGCCCGGGCCUCGAAGUCGAUCUUGCACUACGUGAUCGUGGCCGACCAUCUGAAGCCGAACAAAGUCUGGCGACCGGAUGCAAUCUCACCUCACGUCUGCGGAAUUGUCGUGGCUUCUUCGCCGAAUGUGGACGAGAUUACGGUCACACUGAAGAACGGUGCUCAAGCAGCUUUCCUCCGCGAGAAUUCCAAAGAGACUGGCCUGCCCAUCCUCGUCAAUGCGCGCUUGGCAUUCCAGGCAAAGGGGCCGGAUGCCAAGAAGUACUACGAGGCCAUGGAAGGAACGCAAGACGAACAGAUUCUCCGCAAGUGGAAGGAUCUGAAGCAUCACAAGAAGAAGAAGCAUAAGAAGCCCGAGGGAGAGGAGCAAGAGAUACCUUUCAUGCCGGUCCACCUCUACUGGGAUGGCUUUGCGCGAUGGGUCAUCUCUCCAUACCGUGGCGAUCCUGUUCCGUAUGGUCUUGCAAGCGAGAAGACGGAUGACAAGAUGCACGUCUUUUGCUACGCCAAGGACAAUGCGAUUUCUCCCGACCGACUCAACACGCACUUCAUGGUUUGGGACACGACGGAUGGAGAGUGGGUCGAGGACGACAAGAUCAAAUGUCUCAGCAAGUACACGGCCAAAGAGAAGGAACAGGUUGUGACGCGGGCACAGCAGCUUGCGGCCAACGCAAGGUCAGGGAGCUCGGAAUCGUCCGGGUCGGGCAUCUUCGGUGAGAUGGCAAAGGCCUUCUCAUACAUCUUCUCCGGGACGACCAGCUCGAAGAUGUCGCCAGAGAUCAAGGAGUGCCUGCUCGGUCUGGAGGGAGCAAACAUCACCGUCGCCUGGAAAGAUCUUCACCAGGACGAGCUCGCACCCUUCCGAAAGUUUCUCGUCGACAGUUUCGGAACCUACUAUGCCGCCUGGGUGCACAUGUGCCGAAACACGCAGAUUCCGAGGCAGACCUGCAUCCGCAACCUCGCGAGAAUGCUCCGGCGGUGCCGUGAGGAGUUGGAUGCCGCCAAAGCCAUUCGCGAGAAAGAGCAGAAGGAGGCGAAGAACGCAAAGUUUGGAGCGCAGAAGGGUUUCGCCCAGACGAAAGCGAUGUCAAAGCAGAUGACCAGGGGAAUGUCAAGAGCCAUGUCGAAGAAACUGGAAGAGAUGACCCCCGAGCAGCUCGACAAGCAAAAGAAAGACCAGGAGAAGAAGGAAGCGAAAGCGUGGAGCAUGUUCGGCUGGGGCAAGAAGACGGCGGCAAAACCCGGAGAAUCGAAAGCGGUGCCGAAGAUUCCGCACGAUACCUCCUUAGCCACGCUUGACAUUGAAGCUGACAAAGAGAAGAUCAUGCUCGACUACCUGAAGGAUCGCGUCAAGGAGGACAAAACUGAGCUCGUUGCUGCGGAAGUCAUGGAGUUCCUUGACAAAGAGAAGGACGGCGAGAUCGCAGUGCAGGAGAUCCUCGUCGUGGCCGAGCUAGUUCAGAAGCGGGAUGACCAGCUGCCUAAAGACAUGCCGGAGGAGGUCAAGGAGUUCGUGAAGUUCGUGAGGGCUCAUCCGAAAUACAGGGACGAAGAACAGCUGUGGGCCGAUUUGAGCGAAGGCUUCGAAAUCAAGAAAGAGGAGUUUGUUGAGGCUGCGAAGGUUCUGCUUCUCAAGUUCAAUGCCAUGCAGAGUCUGGCUGGGGGAGAAACCCUGGACACCGCCGCGAAAGGGGAGCUGCUCUUCUCCAAGUUGGAUGCACAGAUGAGUGGCGGCAUCGGCUUGCAUGAGCUCAUACCCAUGGCCGGUGACAAGCCUGAGGACGCGGAGUCGAACCUGGCGAAGUUCAAGCUGCCCUUGAAGUUCAUCAAGGAGAUUCGGAUCGAUGCCGCCAAAGCCGGUGCUGGAGGCGGCGAAGACAGGUUGACAGUCCGCUUCCAGGUGCUACCUGAAUUCGAGAUGUCGCCGGAGUGGAGGGUUCUGAAGAAGGCGCUGCAGCCAGACUGGGAGCCCAUCCACGGAUUCGAGUACAUUCAGGUGGCAAUGCUUCCGGAGUUCUUGGAGAUGUGGAAGCAGGUGAUCAAAGACUGUGGCAUGGACACGGCGCAAGAGUGGGUCCGCUUCUACCAGGGCAGAAUCAUGGAUCAUCCACAGCUGGAUGGCGUGUACAUGCGCCAGGGCACCGGCCUCCAGCGAUGGACGGAUGGCAAGACCUAUGUGGGCGAGUGGGAGAACCAUGUCUACCACGGACCUGGAGCCCUGUACAACAGUUUCGAGGAGUCGCAGUUGGACCAGGAAACUCGAGAGGCCAAAGCGAUUUACACUGGCAACUGGCAAGAUGGCAAGCGUCAUGGGCACGGCACUCUCCGCUGGGAGCAGGACAACUCAGACCGUCAACGUCGUGGCUUCGGCGAUCGUCAGUUCUCCGGCGUCACGAAGGUCUACGAAGGUAACUUCCGCUAUGACCUCUUCGAUGGCUACGGGGUGAUGCGCCUGGAGAAGGCCGUGGCCCAGUCCCUGAGGACCCUGGAGAGAACCAACUUGAGCCCAGGGAAGGUUCCCUUCCCGAACUUCGAUCCGCUCUACAUCACCAGCUUCGAGGGUGAAUGGGAUUCCGACUGGCUCACGACAGACACGGAAGCUCGAAAGUUCAGCCCCCUGUACGAGAACUUGCACCCUCUGCGAGACGGAAGGGCUCAGCGUGACCUGAAACUUCACGAGGUGAACAAUGCACACAUGAAGAAGAAAGACCAGAAGUUCACGAGGUACUUCGGACCUGAUCCGCUUGGAGUACAAGCCGCGGGGGAUCCCCUCCCAGAUCUGGCUCUGGCCUUCUACCAGACCAAAGCCGGUGACGCAAAGCACAUGAGCAACGGCACGGCCACGUAUGCCGAUUUCACGGUGUAUGAAGGCGAGAUGAAAAACGGCUUCCCGGACGGCUUCGGCAAGAUGACGCAAUUUGACCACGAAGGCGGCAACAAAGGCAAGCAAGUUGCGUACUAUGAGGGCCAUUGGCAGAGUGGCAAGUUCCACGGGAAGGGCAAGUACAAAACUGCAGACGGCCUCGUCUACACCGGCGAAUGGGACGGCGACAGCUCAAGCAUCGAGGUUUCGGUGGCCCACCAAGAAAAAGAGCUGCAAGACUUGCUGGCACCGAUCAUUCGACAGCAGCUGGACCUAUGGUUCGACCGGAGCCACCAGCAAUUCCAGCAGACGGUGACGCAGAUGCUUGAGGAGUUGUCUUCUCGCAUAUCUGACGCUCCAGAUGUGUCUGAUAUGGAUGUGACGUCUACUUACCUUACCGACUCCUCCUCGCCUCCACCGCCCUCGCGAUCGGCCCCGAUGCUUCCGCAGCUGCAGGAAGAUGAGGAAGUGGUGCCAAGAAAGUCUGUGUCGCUGCAACCUCGGAGAAAGCAGCCAGAAGAAGGUUGGCACCUGUCCGUCGUUCCUGCACCGCAAUCGCCACGGGAAGAGACAAAGGGACGGACCAAGUCGACGACUCAGUCGGGAUCACCUUCGCUGCUUCCCCACAUGACGGACGCUUUCGAUGAGGACCUCGACGAAGUGACCCCGAGGCAGACCCGGCGCAGCAAAACGCGCGCGGCCACUUCGGCAUCGAGCAUGCGAGUCAUCGACAGGGUGUCGCAUGUCUCUAUUCUGGCGUCUCCAAGCUUGACGCACCUCUCUGUGCAGGAAGGCGCUCUGGAGAAGGAUGUAGGCUGCCGGAUUCUGAUUGGGAUGCCGUGUCUGGCCUAUGUGCUGACUGCCUUCUUCACCCUCCUCGGCAUUCUCCCGCUGAUAGGUAUACAUGUGCGGGGGGACGUUUUCAGCGCGAGCUACGGAUUCCUGGUAGCCUCGAACGCCAUCUACUGCCUCGUCGCGAUCUGCUGCGGCAGACUCCUGAGGAGUGCCAUCCUAUCCGAAGAUCUCGAACUGGCCUUCUCAAAGCUGACUCGGUUUGUGGAUCAGCACGAGAUUGGCUCAGAGUGGCAUCGAUGGUCCCGCCAGGAGCGGUGGAAGUAUGCAAUCUCCUGGUUGGUCUUGAACUUUUGUUUUCUGGCAGUCUGGUCGGUGGAUGUGUGGAUCUGUUUCACAACGUGCAUGGAUCCCACUCCGGGUGCGGGACUGGAGGAGGAUGACAUGCAACGUUGGGUGAUCUUCGUGUCAGCAGCGGCAGUCUCAUUCCUGAGUUUUGCCACGGCGAGCGGGAUGGUACUUGUUUUGGCGUACAUCCACUCGCACUUGCUUUUGGGCUUGGAUCGAAUCCUGGACUGCUGGGUCGCCGACAUCGUCGAGACGUCAGAUUUUAUCAAAGGCGUCAGCAGCUGGAACUCGAUUCAGGCGCUGCUGAAAAGUGCCAGCAGGGAGCUGGCGAGCAGCUUCUUGAUGCUCCAGGCCUUCGGCUCCCUUGGGCUUAUGGUCUUCCUGACUGGAUCCUUGACCUUCAUCUGGCGGACCGACGUGCGGCCGGUGCUUCUGGCGAUCGAGGGCGCUUCCGCGUUACCCCUCAUUUGUCUGUUCCUCAUCGCAACGCGACUAUGCUUCCAUGGUGCCGCGUUGACGGAGAAGUGCCGAAACAUUCCGGCACUGGUGAAUCAGAUCCCAGGGGAGCCGGUCGACUCGAGCCGACAGUACUUGGUCAGGUUCAUUUCUGACAGCGCGGCGGGGUUCAUCCUCAAAGGUGUCACCCUAACGCAAGCCACCUUCCAGCGCCAGGUCUAUGUGAUUGGGACGCUCUUCUCAGGCUCACUGGGAGUCCUCCUCCGGAUCUACAUUUGA
Symbiodinium sp. CCMP2592 is the source of this 5163-nucleotide messenger RNA. The record is from the annotation of a GenBank genome assembly. Lineage: Eukaryota; Dinophyceae; Suessiales; Symbiodiniaceae.